CUGAAAGCCUCAGUCCUGGGUUGGUCCUGGUCUAGUCCUGAUCUGACCCUGGUCCCGCUGAGUCCUGGUCCUGGUCCUGGUCUGGAACAUGUUGGCGCUCGUGCUGCUGCUGCUCGCGCUCGUGACGCUGGCUCAGGCGAUGCGCGCGCGGAGGAGAAGGCGUCCGGGGGAGCCUCCUCUGGUUCAGGGUUGGAUUCCGUUCUUGGGCAAAGCUCUGGACUUCGGCAGAGACGCCGUCAGCUUCCUGGAAGAUCUGAGGAGGAAACAUGGAGACGUGUUCACCGUGCUCAUCGCAGGUCGGUACAUGACCUUCAUCAUGAACCCUCUGCACUUCCCCGUCAUCGUCAAACACGGACGCUACAUGGACUUCCACGAGUUCACCAACGUGGUGUCGGCGCACGCCUUCGGAUACACGCCCGUUACCGCCGAGCGCUUCCCCGGCGUCAUGGACCAGAUCAACAACACCUUCAAGCUCCUGCAGGGCCCGCACCUGCCGCACCUGACGGAGAACAUGACGAGGAACCUGCUGCUGGUCUUCAGAGAGGAACAUCUGAGCCGAGGCCAGAGCCCAGAGUGGAAGAUCUCCCACCUGCACGACUUCUGCCUGACCGUGGCGUUGGAGGUGGGGUUCAUGACCCUGUACGGCCGCUCGCCGUCGGACCACAGACUCAAAGACCUGCAGAACAUCAAGCAGGACUUCCUGUGUUUUGACCAAAAGUUCCCACUGCUCAUGGCCAAGGUGCCGCUGUGGCUCUUGGGGGACGUGCGUUCUGCGCGUCAGAGGCUCAUCGAGCGUUUCUCGUCCAGCGUCAUGUCCGACUCGAGCGACCUGUCGCUCUUCGUCCAACGCCGACGCCUCCUCUUCCACCAGCACGGCAUCAGUGACCACGACGCUGCAGGUCAGCACUGGGCGUUGUUCUGGGCGUCGGUGGGAAACACCAGUCCUUCCAUGUUCUGGUGCUUGUUCCACCUGCUCCGCCACCAGGAGGCGCUGCGAGCCGUGAGGGCGGAGCUACAGGAGCUGAUGUCACAGGAAGGACUCAGGCCGGACCCAGACCUGGUCCUGACCGAGGAGCAGCUGGACCGACUCGUGGUUCUGGGCUCGGUGCUCAGUGAGAGUCUGCGUCUCAGCUCGAUGUCCUUAAACGUUCGUGUGGUUCUGGAGGACUUCAGCCUCAGACUGGACCAGACCUCGACCUGGUCCAUCCGGAAAGGAGACAUGAUCACCAUGUGUCCCCACAGUGCCCAGCUGGACCCCGAGAUCUACCCAGAGCCCAAGAGUUUCCAGUUCGACCGUUACCUUGACGACGGGAAAGAGAAGUUGGACUUCUACAAGAGCGGCCAGCGCCUCAAGUACCACCUGAUGCCGUUUGGUUCCGGUGCCACCAUGUGCCCGGGCCGCUUCCUGGCGCUGCACCAGAUCAAACAGUUUGUGUGUUUGCUGCUGCUGCACUUGGACGUGGAGCUGUGUGACCCGGACGCCGACGUGCCCCUGGACCUGUCCCGCGCCGGCCUGGGCAUCAUGCACCCGGCCCACGACGUCCGCUUCAGGUACAGGCCGAGACGCCCCCUGCAGGCCGACGCCGAAACCGCCGCCGAAACCACCGCACGAACCACCGCACGAACAUGAACGACCCACGCAGACACAUAGAGACAGAACAGCAGAUCUCUGACUCCUGCCGUCUGCUGGAACAAACACACCAACGAACAUGCCAACGAACGCCCCAACGAACGCCCCAACGAACGCGCCAACGAACGCCCCAACGAACGCCCCAACGAACGCCCCAACGAACGCCCCAACGAACGCCCCAACGAACGCGCCAACGAACGCCCCAACGAACGCCCCAACGAACGCCCCAACGAACGCGCCAACGAACGCCCCAACGAACGCCCCAACGAAC
Molecule: messenger RNA, 1901 nt
Organism: Boleophthalmus pectinirostris (great blue-spotted mudskipper)
Lineage: Eukaryota; Metazoa; Chordata; Actinopteri; Gobiiformes; Gobiidae
Gene: cyp7b1
Product: cytochrome P450 7B1
Exons: 8
Coding region: 89-1630 (513 amino acids)
Biological process (GO): cholesterol homeostasis; bile acid biosynthetic process
Molecular function (GO): iron ion binding; heme binding; oxidoreductase activity, acting on paired donors, with incorporation or reduction of molecular oxygen
Source: RefSeq, a predicted model, not a curated record